GCAUCUACUGUUACCCCAUACAAUUAUGGGAUAGAACCUCUAAAUGGUACAAACUUUUCAACAUGGAGAGAAUCUAUAAAACUCUCACUUGGCAUGAUGGAUCUCGACCAAGCACUGAGAAUGGAUCCACCAGGUGCUCCUAAUGAUGAAAGCACUGUGGAACAGAAGCGUUCUUAUGAACAGUGGGAGAGGUCCAACCGAAUGUGCCUCAUGGUGAUUAAGAAUUCCAUAUCUGUAGCCAUUCGCGGAGCCAUUCCUGACUCUGAAAAUGCGAAGACCUACCUAGAAUAUGUGGAAGAACAAUUUAAGGGCACUUCUAAAGCACAUGCCAGUACCCUAAUUCUCAAAAUGUUGACGAGUAAGUAUGAUGGAGUAAGUGGUAUUCGUGAGCACAUCAUGAAAAUGUCUGAUAUGUCUAACAAGCUCAAAAGUAUGGACAUGGAGAUCAGUGAAGGUUUCCUCGUUCAUUUCAUAAUGACUUCUCUACCUGCGUCUUAUGGUCCAUUCAAGAUCAAUUACAACACGCAGAAAGAGAAGUGGACAAUGAGCGAGUUGAUUGCUAUGUGUGUUCAAGAAGAAGAGCGCCUUAAAGCUGAAA
Messenger RNA from Cuscuta epithymum, 598 nucleotides. Lineage: Eukaryota; Viridiplantae; Streptophyta; Magnoliopsida; Solanales; Convolvulaceae. The record is from the annotation of a GenBank genome assembly.